UAACAAUUUAAAGAACUUAUUAAUACUUUUAAUGCAGGCUCCACCAAAAAUCUGGUUGGCGAUUGAAUUACAGGAGCGGUCGCACAACUUUUUUUUUUUACAUUUUCAAAAAAAUAGGAGCGGUAAAUCCGAAAUAUCAAUUUUGUGUGGCCUAAGGCAUUUUCAGAAAAUUAAAAGCAGUUGUACUUUCGAUUUCACCUUUCAAAACAAUUCAGUCACUGACAGGUUUUGACAAAUUUCUAUCGUUUUGGAAGAAAAGAAAAAUGGCGACAUUUGUAAAUGAAGAUGACAUCAAACCUGCCAUUAAACCUGAUCCUGAAUCUGAUGAUUCAUCUGACGAAAAAGAAAUCCCGGAAGUCGAAGACGAACUUGAAGUGGAUUUAUCUGUGUUUGGCGGAGCUGUAGGUCUAGCCGACGUGACUCUUGUGGUCGAGGGUCGACCUAUCCCUGUCGUCAAGGCGGUACUCUCACUCGCGUCGCCCGUUUUCCGGAUCAUUUUCCAGUCUAACUUUAAGGAGAAGAACCAAGUAGAAAUACGUCUUUAUGGAAAAAAGUUUGAUAGCUUUGUAACGUUCCUGCGAUGUAUCUACCCUGAUGUAGAGGAAGAAGUUACAGUUGAGAACGUGUACGAUAUCGUUUACCUGGCAAACGAGUACCAAGUGUCCCGUUUACUUCGAUCGUCUGAGAAAGUGUUGCUGCUCGAAACGGAAAUGUUUGAAGAUAUCAAAAAAGAAGAUUGCUGUUUGGAGAUUUAUCGCCAUCUUGCUAUUGCAGACGCGUGCCAAUUAGAACGACUCAAAUUUUUCUGUGUCAGCAUCGCCUCAGAUGUUUGUCAGGCUGAUAGAGAUGCAGCGGUCGAGAUACAUCCGGUAUCGAGUGACGUUCAGAGAUGCAUUGAAAAGCAAGUGAUAAGAAAACAAGAAAUUUACCUUGCUGAUUAUGAUGCCUUAGUCUGAAACACGAUUCAAUAUGUAAUUUUCUUAAACAAAAAUUACAAAUAAUCGAACAGGCCCCAACAUCCUUUGGACCUUCAAUACAAAACGUACCGACAUUUGGAGGAUUUGGAUCGAUCCAACAAACACCAAAUAAUCCAGCAGUUUUCCAAGGUUCUGUUAGUGUGUCAAAUGCAAAUGGCACAACACCGGACGCGGACGUUCAGGAAUGGAAAAUACAUUUAAGGCAUUUGAGAUGGGUUUACAAACACACCCCAACUGAUGGCAAAUUGAAGAGAAAGGCCAUCUAUUGGAUAAGGCAAGAUAAAAAGGCGCCUGGUUGGAACGAUUCAUGCGAAGACGAGUUUUCUCUACUCCCAGAAGUUGUCAAACAUGAUAUAAAGGGGAGAUAUAUCAUGAAGUACUGACUGAAACGUUUUAUUCACUUGUCAAAUAAACCGUGUUGUAGGUUGCAUUGUACUAAUUUUGAUAUAUCGAUGCAAUAGUUAUAACAAACAUGAACAAUAAAUACAGAAAAUGUAGAUAUUUCAAUCAUGCAAGUACUGAAAAUAGGUUAUAGUUACUGGACACGGGGUCCGAGUAAUUGAAAUUUUACACGAGCGCUUUGGCCCUAGUCUUUUAUUUCAUUGUGUACAUUGUUUUCAAGGACAAGAUUCAAUAACUUAGGUGCGGUGUAAAUGAAUAGCUUUGUUAAAUAGCCGCACGCUAUUUAGUUAUUGAACGUUUAAGUUAUGCCUAUUUGUUACCGUUUUAGACAAAAACCAAAGUAAACACUCUCAAACAAGGAACAUUAUUAAUUUACUGAAGUGCAUAUCACGACAUGUACCUUUUAACAUGUUCUGUUGAUUUCACUGGGUUCAUAAUUUCCGUCUGGUUGACAUUCGGUCUAAAUAAUAUUUUUACUUUCAUUAUUUGCUGCUGUUUUCCUUUUUCCAGACGAAAAGUUGUCAUUUAUUUUCGUUUUGUUUUGCUUUAGUUCCUUUCAUUGCAAUUAGUAUACGAAUAGGAACAUAGAAUUUUGGAAAUAUUUCAAAAUUUUGCAAAACUUAAGGUACACGUAACUGGAUACUUGAAGUAAUCGCUCGUCGUAGACACCUAAGUUAAGCAUGCAUCUAUCGACACAGAUUAUUUAAAUGGCAAGGUAUAACAUAAGAAUUGUAGUUUGCGUAAAUAUUGGCACGUCGAAAAAAUAACUCAGUUGGUAGUGCAUCUAGUUAGUACUCCGCAAAUCAGUGGUUUGACACAAAACAACGGCACAUUUUUUGUACAUGUCAAAUGUUAAUAUUAAUAAGUAUAUCAAUCUCAUAUUUAUAAAAUCACUUUUUUUGUCAGUUUGUUUGUUGCUUCAUAUUUACAGUUUGUGUUUUGAAAAAAAAACAUUCGUUGUUUUGUAUGUAUUGAAUGGUUUACAUUUCUGUCUUUUAAAUGGGAGAUGUAUAACGUGUAAUAAUUUCACUUGACUCAGAUUUUCUACGUUGCACUAUGUUGGCACUGUAUGUAUGUGAAGGUAUAUUCUAUGAUGUUAACUUUCACCUUUCAAAUGUCACGUUGUCUUUAAUCAUGUCCUUUCUUACCUGUAAAAGCGUCUAAAAACCCUCACAUGCUCCUCUUGCUUUGUCAUUUGUAAAUGUUUAUUUGUGUGAUUUGUUUUUCUCACGCGCCAUGUGGCUUAUUGAACCUGUAUUCAAAAUAAACUAUAUUCUAUUAAA
Messenger RNA from Mya arenaria, 2662 nucleotides. RefSeq names its product BTB and MATH domain-containing protein 36-like. Gene Ontology annotation, molecular function: protein binding. The record is from RefSeq and is a predicted model, not a curated record. Lineage: Eukaryota; Metazoa; Mollusca; Bivalvia; Myida; Myidae. The coding region runs from base 264 to 956 and encodes 230 amino acids. The transcript is spliced from 3 exons.